This is a messenger RNA of Closterium sp. Naga37s-1, 2274 nucleotides long. NCBI's taxonomy places the organism in Eukaryota, Viridiplantae, Streptophyta, Zygnematophyceae, Desmidiales, Closteriaceae. The record is from the annotation of a GenBank genome assembly.
AUGGCGCAUGCAUGUACGUUCGAAGUGCACGGAUCGGGCGCUUGCCUCACAUGUACGUUCGACGCACCCGCUUCCUCCCGUCGCACUCCCUUCCGCGUGCCUGCACUCCCUCCCGCCGUCGCCCUACUGCCCGUCGCUCUCCCUAGUGCUCCUCGCACUCACUUCCGUCGUCGCCCUCCCUUCCGCCCGUCACCUUCCCUUCCGCCCGUCGCCUUCCCUUCCGCCGUCGCCAUUCCUUCCGCCCGUCGCCCGUCGCCAUACCUUCCGCCCGUCGCCCUCCCUUCCGCCGUCGCCAUCCCUUCCGCCCGUCACCCUCCCUUCGUCUCGUCACCUUCCCUUCCUCCCAUUGCCCACCCGACCACCCGCCGCCAUACCUUCCCCUCGUCGCGCUCCUGUCCGCCCGUUGCCCCCCUUUGUCUCGUCGCGCUCCCUGCCGUUCAUCACCCUCCCUCCCGCUCGUCCCCUCGCAAUCCCCCUCUCUCCCCGGCAUCUCCCCCGCUCCCCACGAAAUGCUUCCCCCCAUUCUCUUCACUGUUUCCCCUGGGCUUCCCGCACUGCUUUUCCAUGUCCCCUUCCCUGCUUCCCCCCAUCCCCUUCCCUGCUUCCCCCCAUCCCCUUCCCUGCUUCCCCGUGUUCCCUUCCCUGUUUCCCCAUGUCCCUUCCCCUGCUUUCCCCCAUCCCCUUCCCUGCUUCCCCCCAUCCCCUUCCCUGCUUCCCCAUGUCCCCGUCCCUGCUUCCCCCCACGCCCUUCUCUGCUUCCCCCCAUCCCCCUCCCUGCUUCCCCAUGUCCCUUUCCCUGCUUCUCCCCAUCCCCUUCCCUGUUCCCCCCCAUCCCCUUCUCUGCUUUCCCCCAUCCCCUUCCCUGCUUCCCCCCAUCCCCUUCCCUGCUUCCCCGUGUCCCCUUCCCUUCUUUCCCCCAUCCCCUUCCCUGAUUCCCCGUGUCCCCUUCCCUGCUUCCCCCCAUCCCCUUCCCUGCUUCCACCCACCCCCUUCCCUGCUUCCCCGUGUCCCCUUCUCUUCUUCCCCCCAUCCCCUUCCCUGAUUCCCCGUGUCCCCUCCCCUGCUUCCCCAUGUCCCCUUCUCUGCUUCCCCCCAUCCCCUUCUCUGCUCAUUUCACGUGUCCCAAUCCCUGCUUCCCUGCUCACCCCCGACAGUCGCUCAUUCCCCUCCGUCGCCCAUGCACACUUCCUCCUGUCGCCCUCAACAACUCCCCUUCCGCUGCUCACGCUCACUCCCUCCCGCCGCGUUCGCUCACUCCCCUCCCGUCGUGACGGUCUCCUCCGUCGCACACCUUCACUCCCCCCCAUCGCCCAUCUUCACUCCCCUCCAUCGCCCACGCUCACUCCCUCUCGUCGCCCACGCUCACUCCUCCCCAUCGCGCACGCUCUCUCCCCAUCUGUCGCCCACGCUCACUGCCUGGACGUCGCACGCUCUCACUCCAUUCCGUCGCCCAUGCUCACCCCCCCAUCGCGUCCGCUCACUCCCCUGUCGACACACACGCAACGACCCAAUCUCCACCCUUUCUCCCUUCUCAUCUCCACCCUUUCUUCCUUCCCAUCUCCAUUCCGCCUCACCCCAUUCCGCCUCACCCCAUUCCGCCUCACCCCAUUCCGCCCCACCCCAUUCCGCCCCACCCCAUUCUGCCUCACCCCAUUCCGCCCCACCCCAUUCCGCCCCACCCCAUUCUGCCUCACCCCAUUCUGCCCCACCCCAUUCCGCCUCCCUCUUCCUCCCUGUCUUAUCCCCUCACCCCUCCCUUGUCCUAUCCCCUCACCCCGCCCUGUCCUAUCCCCUCACCCCUCCCUUGUCCUAUCCCCUCUCCCCGCCUUGUCCUAUCCCCUCACCCCGCCCUGUCCUAUCCCCUCACCCCGCCUUGUCCUAUCCCCUCACCCCUCCCUGUCCUAUCCCCUCACCCCGCCUUGUCCUAUCACCCCUCCCUGUCCUAUCCCCUCACCCCGCCCUGUCCUAUCCCCUCACCCCGCCCUGUCCUAUCCCCUCACCCCGCCUUGUCCUAUCCCCUCACCCCGACCUGUCCUAUCCCCUCACCCCGCCCUGUCCUAUCCCCUCACCCUGCCUUGUCCUAUCCCCUCACCCCGCCCUGUCCUAUCCCCUCACCCCGCCCUGUCCUAUCCCUCACCCUGCACCAUCCCAGGCGAGCAUGACAGAGGCCCAGACGACCUGCAUGGACAUGCCGCCUCCGAUUGCUCCUGCUUUCAGCAUCUCAAUGGCCCAGACGAGCCACAUUGCAUAAUGGGACAGCUUGCAGAUUCAUAA